AUGAAGCGGAUCGCCCUGUCGCGGUGCGCCGCGCAGCUGCAGGCCGCGCCGUCGCCUCGCCGGCCCUCGUGCCUCGACCAGGCCCAGCGCUCUCUGGCAGCCCGCGGCGCCCACCGCACACAGGCGCGCUGCCAGACGACCGCGUCGAUAGCGCGCGACGGCCCCAAGCAGGCCCCGAUGGUGGCUCCACACACAGCAGCGCCCAAGACACGGCCGACGCGCCGGCCGCCUGCGCUCGAGACGCUGCCAUCGCCGCACCCCAGCGCCGCCGAGCGCUCGGUCAAGCUGCACGCGCUGCGGAGCCGACUGGCGCUCCCGAAGCGCUUCCCCCUCGCAACCCUCGGCCGCACCCUCGUGCACCCCUCGGCGGACCCCGACGCCGCGUUCAACAACGCCUCGCUGUCGAUUCUCGGCCGCCACCUGCUCGGCUACUACACUACAGAAUGGCUCAUGUGCAACUACCCGCGCCUGCCCAUGGCCGUCGUCUUCUCUGCAGUCGAUGCCUACGUUGGGCCCCGCGCACUGGCCACGGUCGCCAGCGAGUGGGGCAUCGAGGCCGCCGCCGAGCCCGGCGGCGAGGUCGACGCCGGCCUGCUCCAGUUCCGCAGAAUCCAGUCGGGCAGCGGCCUGCCGGCGUCGCUCAGGCGCCAGGCCCCGUGGAGCUGGAACACGACCACAACACACCGGAUCAUGAAGACGGACGAGUUCGGCUCGGACAGCGCCGCCCCGAGCCCGCACGCGCUGAGCGGCACACCGGUGCCAAUGGACGAGGCCGCGCAGUCGUUUGUGCGAGCGCUCGUGGGCGCCCUGCAUCUGCAGCUCGGCGCGCCCCUCGUCAAGCGCUUUUUCCGAGACCACUUUACAAGCCGCCACCUCGACAUCAGCACGCUCUUCGACUUCCGCAUGCCGACGCGCGACCUCUCCAAGCUCUGCGCCCGCGAGGGCUUCGACGCUCCCAUUGCCCGCAUCGUCUCGGAAACGGGCCGUCUGAGCAGACACCCCGUCUUCGUCGUGGCCGUCUACAGCGGCAAGGACAAGCUGGGCGAGGGCGCGGGGAGCUCGCUGGACGAGGCCCGCACACGCGCCGCCGCCGCCGCCCUCAAGGCCUGGUACCUGUACCGUCCGCUCGACGUGACCGUGCCCAGCACCACCGAGGGCGAGCUGGAUGGCUCGCAGUGGCGGCCCAACAUGGUCGACUGCGGCGAGGUCAUUGUGUGA
Molecule: messenger RNA, 1218 nt
Organism: Didymella exigua CBS 183.55
Lineage: Eukaryota; Fungi; Ascomycota; Dothideomycetes; Pleosporales; Didymellaceae
Product: 60S ribosomal protein L3
Exons: 1
Coding region: 1-1218 (405 amino acids)
Biological process (GO): regulation of gene expression; primary miRNA processing; rRNA processing
Cellular component (GO): nucleus
Molecular function (GO): double-stranded RNA binding; ribonuclease III activity
Source: RefSeq, a predicted model, not a curated record